Molecule: messenger RNA, 6961 nt
Organism: Epinephelus fuscoguttatus (brown-marbled grouper)
Lineage: Eukaryota; Metazoa; Chordata; Actinopteri; Perciformes; Serranidae
Gene: ehd4
Product: EH-domain containing 4
Exons: 8
Coding region: 271-1911 (546 amino acids)
Biological process (GO): endosomal transport; clathrin-dependent synaptic vesicle endocytosis
Cellular component (GO): clathrin-coated pit; plasma membrane; presynaptic membrane
Molecular function (GO): molecular adaptor activity; calcium ion binding; protein binding
Source: RefSeq, a predicted model, not a curated record
AGGUAGGCGCACCAGCAGCGGUCACAUCACCACUAACACGCACAGAGCCGCGCACAGAGGAGGCAGUGUGCUCAGAGCUGCGGAGACUCCCAGGUGCCAAACACGCACAAACACACACUCAGACACACACUUUCCUCCGCUCGGCCUAGAAAGACGAACUGAGCGACACGGAGCAGAGAACAGUCGGGACAUUUGGAAAUAUCGAAACAGGGAAGUUGGACUCGAGCGCGUCAGUUUCAGUGGUGGAAAAGUGAGUCGGUCAUCAGCAGCAUGUUCAGCUGGGUCAAACAGGAGCAAGGUGGACGCAACAAGGAAGGAGAGAUGUACCAGACGGUGACGGAGGGACUGCAGACCCUCUACCUCAAGAAGCUGCUGCCGCUGGAGGAGACCUACCUCUUCCAUGACUUCCACUCUCCGGCCCUGGAGGCCGCCGACUUCCAGAGCAAGCCCAUGGUGCUGCUGGUCGGCCAGUACUCCACCGGGAAAACCACCUUCAUCAGGUACCUGUUGGAGCAGGAUUUUCCAGGGAUGCGGAUCGGUCCGGAGCCGACCACUGACGGCUUCAUCGCGGUGAUGUAUGGCGAGAACGAGGGUGUUGUUCCUGGCAACGCUCUGGUGGUUGACCCCAAGAAACCCUUCAGGAAGCUCAACGCAUUUGGAAACUCCUUCCUCAACAGGUUCAUCUGCUCUCAGAUGAACAAUCAGGUUCUUCAGAGCAUCAGCAUCAUCGACACGCCUGGUAUCCUGUCAGGAGAGAAACAGCGAAUCAGCAGAGGUUAUGACUUUGCGGAGGUCCUGCGUUGGUUCGGGGAGCGGGUGGAUCGGAUCAUUCUGCUGUUCGACGCUCACAAACUGGACAUUUCAGACGAGUUCUCCGAAGCCAUCAAAGCCUUCAAAGGACAAGACGACAAGAUCCGAGUCGUCCUCAACAAGGCCGACCAGGUGGACACGCAGCAGCUGAUGAGAGUGUACGGCGCCCUCAUGUGGUCACUGGGAAAAGUGAUCAACACUCCAGAGGUGGUGAGAGUUUAUCUGGGAUCCUUCUGGGCCAAACCCCUGCAGAACACCGAGAACAGGCGUCUGUUUGAGGCGGAGUCUCAGGACCUCUUCAGGGACAUCCAGAGUCUCCCGAGAAACGCAGCACUCCGUAAACUCAACGACCUCAUCAAGAGAGCGAGGCUGGCCAAGGUGCACGCUUACAUCAUCAGCUACCUGAAGAAGGAGAUGCCAUCUCUGUUCGGGCGGGAGAAGAAGAAGGAGGAGCUGAUCAUGAGGCUGCCGGAGAUCUACACCAUCCUGCAGAGAGAGCAUCACAUCAGCCCCGGGGACUUCCCCAACGUCGCCAAGAUGCAGGACAUGUUGCAGCACUACGACUUCAGUAAGUUCCCGUCUCUGAAGAUGAAGCUGAUCGAGUCAGUGGAUAAGAUGUUGGCCACAAAGAUCGCCGUUCUGAUGUCGAUGAUCCGGGAGGAAGAGUCCAAGCAGCCACCGGCAAUGGUGUCGGGUGGUGCCUUCGAGGGUUCCCAGGACGGGCCCUUCGGUCAGGGCUACGGUGAGGGCAUCAGCGCCGGGGCUGACGCCGAGGACUGGAUCGUCAGCCGCGAGAAGCACCGCUACGACGAGAUCUUCUACAUGCUGAUGCCCGUCAAUGGCAAGAUCACUGGUGUCAAUGCCAAGAAAGAGAUGAUGAACUCGCGGCUGCCCAACACCGUGCUGGGGAAGAUCUGGAAGCUUGCCGACUGCGACCGGGAUGGCAUGCUGGACGACGAGGAGUUCGCCCUCGCCCAGCACCUCAUCAAGAUCAAGCUGGAGGGCUACGAGCUGCCCAACGAGCUGCCCGACCACCUGGUGCCCCCGGCUCACCGCAAAAACCCCAUCGCAGAUACCCUGUACAACCACAGCGAGGACUAGAGCGCCAACAUGGGCGCUGGGCUAACAAGAGACUGACUGAGCUGAGAGGAAGUCCAAAUGUACAAAGUCACCAACGCUUCUGCUGCUGAUGUUCAGCAAACUGACAGAAAGUCACAGUUUAGGAUUUCCACAAUCGAGGAGCUCGACGAUCUUCAACCAUCGACUCAACCGCUGAUCUCACCUUUAAAUAAACCGCCCAGCAACAAACAAACUGAGGAAGUCAAAUAUUAUACGCUUUUAUUUUGGUAAGAUUUUAUAUACUGUACAAUUCAGCUGAUUUAAAUUCACCAAACAAGAAAAAAAUAGCUUUGUAUUUUACUAACCCUGCUUUAAACUGGAUGCUUUUAUUUUGAAAGAGGAUUGUUUUAAAGAUAUUUCCUUAUAUUUAACUUCCUGUCUUAAUUUUCCUUCAUUCUCCACUUCAGUUUGUCUAAAUGACACAAUAUGUGAGCGGCCGAUAAGAAUCAUGUCCUUGAAUUUACUGAUUCAUAAGAACAUUUCUGACCUUCAGAAUAAAAGUGGUAGAGGGUUCGGUUGUGGGUUUUUUGUUGUUUUUUUGUUGUUGUUUUAAAAUCAUUGAAAACAGACAGUAUAGUUUAAUUUUUUCCAGCCUGACAUUUCAGCGCUACUCUAAAUUAGCCUUUUUAUUUCUACAGCAUUAUGUUUCCCUGCUUUUAUUCUGAAGGCCAGAUGCGCCAGAUUCCAGAAGCUUUACUCUAAACAUGAGAACUCGCAGGCUUCGUAGAUCCUCGUCUUCAUCACUGUGAAAUAUUUGCCUUCACACUCCCUCCCUCUCUGCGGAGAUGAAUCAGCUGAUUAAACAUUAAUGAGGCUGAUUAGCAGUCGUUGCCGAGGACAACAGAUGGAUCAGAUUUCAGUCUUUAUAUUCAGGUUCAACUCAAUAACAGAGAUUCAGGAGCUGAGAGCUUCUUCACUUCCUUCCUCCAACUUUUUACAUCCAGUCAGUUUUAGUUUGCAGGCAGAUGUUUGUUGGCACAUGGAGACAAAUAAUAAUAUGAAUCCAUCAUCACUAAAGUACCAGCUGUUUCCAAAAUGACUCCAAACUACAUUACCCAUCAGGCUGCUGAAGCUGUUCACAGUUGUGCUCUAACAACAUUUAAAAUGAGAACCAGCUUCAUGGCACUGAAACCCAGAGUUAACCCCGACGUUACCUCCCUAACUCCAAAUCCUGAUUUAUAGUCCAGGCCUUAGAUCUGUUUAUGUUAGAGAGGAGGAGGAGGAGGAUGAUUCAGCUCCUGGUGAAAACCUCAUGACCAAUUAACACUCAAAGAAUAUUAAUCAGAAAUUUCAUCUGGUUGCAAACUGUAAUCCUCCCCACCAAAUCCCCCUAAAUCUGACACACUGUCCCUGUAGCAAAUGCAAGGAAAUUAUUUCCAACAUUGUUUUAUUAUACACUCUUUCAUCUAACUCAAAAAAUCCCUCAUUAAAAAUUGAUGUCUUUUGCAAUGUGUUUUUCGUACAAGUUGACAUGAAAAUGAUGAUGGAAAAAAAACAACAAUAAAUUGCCUUAAAUUAAUCUCUGAAUAAAUCACUUCAGUCCCUGACAGUCUACGCAGACACAUAUAGAGUUUGUAGUUUAAAGAAAAUGUUGAAUAUUUAAAUAUUUUAUUUACAUUUUCAAUAUUAAAAUCGCAAAGAAAAAACAACAACAUUUUGUCACUAAAAAUAUUGUCGUGUUUUAACCAGCAAAUAUUAAAUGAUUUUAAGAAAUGGGUAAAACAGUUACUCAAUUAUCAGAAUUUAUUCAUUAUGUCUGAUGCAGGUGGACUGAAAUCCUUCAGAAUAAAAGGUGUGUCUGUGAUGUCACAGGUGUUGAGGUCACAUGAUCACAAAAAUCUAAAAAUCAUCAAGUCGGAGAAACAAAAAAAAUCCUGACUCGUCUUUAUGUCCACGUUUCAGAGCAGUAAACAGUCACUGAGGAGUUCAGAUGCAUGACGAAGGGUCCAGGAGGUCGUCAGAGGUCAAAGUUCACAGUCUGUCCUGUUUAAACAGCUCACUGUCAGGACGAGAUGACGCUCGCUCAGCCGCCGUUAACUCGUCCCGUGGGACAGACGAUGUCCUGAAAUGCAUCUCUGUGUUUCCUCACAUUGUAAACGGCAGCAGAGACGAGGAGAGACACUGACCUUUGACCUCUGACCUCAGGAGGCUUUCUUCCUGGUGGAGACCAUGGAAACGAUUUAAGCCUUUUUAUUUAUGGAUUUCAAAAACAAAAAACUAACUAACAUGUUAAAGAGAGCAUUCUUCUUUCCAACAUGGCCCCAAGAUGUUAAAAACCAAGACAGUUAAAUACACUAUGUGGACACUUGAAUACAGCAAAACCAUGUGCAUUAAACAGCUGCUGGUUUCAGUCUCUCCUCCACCAGGUGUUGAACCUGCUGCAGGUAUUUGUUCCCAUUCAAACCAGUCCAAACUGGGAGAGUCAUUUGUUUAUGCAGCUGGCUUUGUGCACGUGAACAAAUCAACUGUAUAAUAAAGUAUGUGACCAGGGGUGUCCAAAUACUUUUGGCCAUGCAGUCUGCAUAUAAAAGGCAUGUUCGACCCAAACACAGUCUCUCCAACAGAAUGAGAAUCUGUGUGGCGGUACCCGAAAUUCAGAGGUUUUUGGGAGUCUGUGAACGCAGCACAGGCGGAACUUUUCAUGAGGUUUCCAAAGCACUUCUUCCCUUCACAUCCUGCUGUUGUCAGAACCUAAAGUGGCCUUUGUUUUUUCCUAAUUUGAUCGAUCAUAACGGCCAUAAACUGCUCAAAUCAUAGGUAUCUGGGCUGUGUUGGUAGUCUUUGCCUCCAGUUGCCUGCCCUCCAUCUGGAUAGCACACUGAUGUGUGACAUCAUGUGCAAAGAAACUAGUAGCACUGUAUGUUAUCCAAAUAUGUUUGUCCAGUUAUGUGUUGUCAUGCACCGAUGUUUUUGCACGAAUAAGUAAAGUUAUUUCGAGUGUUUCGAGUGCCUGAAGUAACACCAUGAAAAUCUUGUAUGUAGAAAGCUAGUUAGCCGAACAUGCUAAUGUUAGCAUCUUACAUCAGAGCAGAUAAAUACUGUUUAAUUAAUUCCGCACACUUUUCCUCUUGUGUUUUAGGAAAGUUUAAAAGUGACGACUACAAAUUAGCAUGCUUUUGAACCCUUAAUUAGUCCAAAGACCGUCAUGCCUAGUAACGGCUGCUAAGCUGUUCAAGGCGGGAAUUUCACACUGUUAUUCCGCCUUGCUGCUCGGUAUAAAAUGUACAAGUGCUGAAUGUGGCAACAGAGUUGUCUCGCCUUUAAGCUGACAUCGGAGGUGGUAACACUGCUGAAACAAUGUCUGUAUAAACAGGAUAGUCAGCAGAACGGGAUCAUGGGUGGCGCAGGUGUGACAUUUUGAUAGAGUUAUGUACGCGAACCAUUGCGGGAAACUUAAAAAGUAGCUGAUAGCAGUUAGCAGCUAAAUCAAAGAAGUAGAACAGCAGCCGCAAAUGUCCACAAAUUGGGAAAACACUGAGGUCCAGGAGCGCCUUACCCCCAGAGCAGAGGAUGAGAUCAGCUGCCUUAUAACAGGGAUGAUAAAUUAUUGUUAUUGCCAUGUUACGCUAUUGUUAUUGUGUCCAAAGCACUGCCGACAUCUAUGUUAUAAAUCACCCCCGUCACGCCUCUUUUGCUUCCACGAUGCUAGCAUGUUGUCUAAAAUUGCACACUGGAGCGGAAUGAUGCCGCUGUUGUUUGGUUCUGCGUAAAAAUGCAAAGGCAGCAUAAAGAAAGGACUUUGUAGCGGCACUUUAGCGCCAUCUCUGUGUAACUAGAGCUACUGUAAGAGGGGUUUUUACCUGCCAACCGAGAGACGAAACAUUGUCAGUUUGGGGUCAAAAAAGGAUGAAACGAGUCGAUGAAAGCAACAAAAGUAGCCGUGAAUCAUCUGUCUCUGAAUGUGCCUUUAAUCACAACACAGAGUUUGUUCUGCCAUCGACCACAGAUCCAGAUAUUAGCUGCAAGAUGAAGACAUUAUGAACCCCUCAACAUGUAUUUAGACUGAAUGUGAAGCUUGUAUCUGCAUUAUUUGCAUACAUUUGAUCACUGGAGUGUUUUUUGAGUCCACCCAGCUCACAACGUACGCACCAACUGCGAGUUUUUUUCCUCCACUUUCUUAACGUACUUACAAUGAACUCGAGUCAUUGACACUCUUUCAACGUGCCGGUUGGACCAGAUUCUUGUCUUUGUGUUGACUUUAUACAGCCUGCCUCUAAAAUUAGCUUCGUGUUCAGUCUAGACUAACUUUUAGCACUAAAAACAAACUGUACACAUGCUAAUAAACUUGCUUCCAAAGUAACUCCAAUUUCAAAGCUGUAUUUGCACGCUGCCCCGUCAGUGCCUGUUCAUUUCAAAGCCUUUCAGAAUAACGAGAGGUUUCUAGCGUGAGUUUAGUGGAAACUUUUCCACAGCAGCACCUCUUCAUUUCAGCUUGAGAAGAAGCUUCUUUGCAAAGCUUUAAUCUGUCAGUGCCUUUUUCAGUUUUGACGCCCUCUCUUCUCAUGACGGGACAGCUGCGUCCUCGAGGAUUCAGCAGCCGGGCGGCUUCUGUUCAGUGCCUUCAACUUGCAAAGAAACACAAGCAGAGAGUAAAGUUUCUAGUUUUGAAUCUUGCAGCUCCACGUCUUUUUGCAUUUCAUCUGUCCAUGUGAGAACAUCUGUAAAGCAUCUCUGUCCCUGAUUAAAUGUCUGUAACAUGCAACAUUUUAGUGCAUUAAAAUGUAAAAUCUGCUUUCUGGUGGUUUCAGGAGCCUCCACAGAGUGGGAAGAUUCAGUUUCUAAUGUGUCCUGUGUGUAAAGAUGCGACUCUCAGUCAGAAUGUACGUUCAAUGAAAAGCUCUAAAUCUAAAUCUUCAUUUAUCUGAAAUGUAAAAGUUUUUAUUUUUGUGAUUUCAAUAUAUUUUGUAUUCUUGAUGUGUGAACAUGUUACUGAUCAGAGGUCUGUUACUGUGCUCUGAUGAUGUCCAACUGAUGAUGUCAUCCUGUCAGCAGAGGUGGAGACAAAUAAAGUUUAUUCUACACAUGUACCCAA